AUGGCGAUAGAGCGCAGAUUGUCUGACAGGCCUGGGGUGCCACAAGAGUUUCAGACUAUCUUAAGCCGAACCGCUCGGAAUCUCUUGGUUCACAUUCGUCGACUUCAACACAACCAAACCAUUUCCAUCCCAUCCGAGUCCCGGGCCUGGGAAAUCCACCGUUUCAAUGACUCACUUGAAUGCGUCCUAAAAAGUGAGCUCAAACUGACUCGAACUCGUCGCCCACCACCAAUAAAGCGCCCCAACGACCUGUUGAUUCAUCCUCAAGCCGUCUCUCUCAAUCCAAUCGACAAGUUGAUGCUCACUGGCUAUGGUAAAGCCGCCUUCCAGAUGUUUCGUCGUCUCUCUUCCAGUCAGUCCUGCAAUGAAUUUCCUCUCACCCCCGGACGCGACUUCGCAGGUAUUGUGGUUGAUUCCGGUCCUCGAGCGGCUCUACUCUCCUUCCCUCCUGGAACUCCAGUAAUGGGCGCUACAAGACCGCAUACUAGCAGUCUCGGAGGCGGCUGUCUAUCAGACUACAUUCUCUGUCCUGUUGGAGCCGUUGCAAGGCGUCCGGAAAGGCUGGACCCUGUUCUUGCUGCUGCUGUGAGCUACGCUGGUCUCACAGCCUGGGAAGCUGUUUGGAAAGCUGGAAUGGACCCUAAUAGACGCUUUUCCGAUGCCCCCAAACGAGUUCUUGUUACUGGAGCAUCAGGACCUGUUGGUGCGAUAUCUGCCCAGUUAGCAAAGAUUUCGGGAGCAUCUCAUGUUACUGUUACUGCCCCGUCACGUGUUGAAAAAACCGAUCUAAAAAUUUCACUUCGUGUAGAUGAGGUUAUUCUCGCUCCGGAAAUGCCCUACGUGAAUGUUAGAUAUGACGCAAUCAUCGAUUGCGUUAGACCAAAAAUUCUUGCAGUGACUCGUGAUGUCUCAAAGUGCCCGGAUUUGAGGCACUUUGAAUUUCAGGAAUACUACCCUUUUCUACGGAAUCUUGAAUCUUCCUCGUCUGCUUCACGCUACGUUAGCGUAAAUCCACCCGUUUUCCAGUUCAUCGACCAAUUGGGUCUUUCCAUUGGUAUUGGUACUUCUCUGGCUUCACUGGCUUACGCCAAUCUGCACACUUUACUCGCUGAACACGGAAGCGCUCCCCUCCGUUGGGCCUUCUUUGAACCCAGCGGAAGUCGCCUGAAAGCACUCGCUGAUUGGCUUGUUCAAGGUCAACUGCACGUGCCCAUUGAAAAGCUAUACACCUUUGAUCAGGUUCCAGCGGCGUUUCAAAAACUUUCUGGUGGUGGUAAUAACGGCAAAAUUGUAAUUGGGCUGGAGUAG
Messenger RNA from Echinococcus granulosus, 1308 nucleotides. Its product is annotated as Reticulon-4-interacting protein. The transcript is spliced from 4 exons. The record is from RefSeq and is a predicted model, not a curated record. Lineage: Eukaryota; Metazoa; Platyhelminthes; Cestoda; Cyclophyllidea; Taeniidae. Gene Ontology annotation, molecular function: oxidoreductase activity. Bases 1 to 1308 code for a protein of 435 amino acids. Gene Ontology annotation, cellular component: mitochondrion.